AGUUUUUUUUUCGUGUGAUAGCAGGAACUAGAACUACGAGGCAAUAGAAGGUAUUUUUAAAGCUUUAAGAAAUAAAGCUAGUGCGCCAACCAGUCGUGUUUAGCUUUACUAGAAUUUUUGCAUCAUAAAAAUGCAGAAUAAAAAAGUGAAUGGGGGAACAAGAACAGACGAAAAGGCAACAAGCAUCAUCGUAGUCGUCUGAUAAAGUAGCAAUUACAAAAGUAGAGCGCGGUGGGGGGAAAACGAAAAAGAGUAUUAAAACAAGAGCAACAACAUGAUGUCUUCAGCAUCUCACGCUGCGCCGGUCGUGGAGCCCGUGCUGAUCGACGGGAAAGUUCCGAAGUACAAGAUUUCCGGCGAACAGCGAAAAAAGUUGCAGAAUAAGGACCUCUUCACCUCGGACCAAGACUUAUGCAUUGCAAAUAUGUCUGGGACUGGGUCUGGAAAUCUGUGAUGCUGAAUUGAGCAUGAUUGAAGCGCUUGCAAUGGCAGCCAGGCAUGACAAGUUUAAAAGACGCCUGCGGAUGCCUACCACGCAUCACAAGUUGCGUUUUUGCAUGACAAAGCAAGCUCCUCUUUUGCUGCUCAUGCAACACAGAUUUUCCAGGACUGCAAGACACGCAUCACAAGUUCCACUGUUCCAGACCCAGACAUUUUUGCAUUUGACAAGACCGUCGACUUGCCAACGUCUGUUUCAACGUGGCCAAUGAGACGCUGAUCGAAACUUCCCCGAGUAAGUAUUUUCCAUCUUCCAGCUCGUCUUCCACACCAUCGGGUCGUGGGCCGCGAGGUUCUACUCGAUCUAGUCACGACGAGCCAAAGAAGAACUUGGUUGUGAAAGUAAAACACCCGACCGGCGGCGCCAUCGCGCAGCAUGACCGGCUAUCAACUGCAAAUAUGUCUGGGUCUGGAAGAAUGCAACUUGUGAUGCUGCAUUUGGAUUCCAAAAAGAUCUGUAUUGCAUGAGCAGCAAAGGGAAUGCGAUUGUUGCUACGCGGAGAGGGUAUUUGGCAUGCGGAAUAGCCAUGAAGAUGCCCUCAGAACAUCUGUGCUGCUAGGGCAUGCAUCACAGACAUCAUGGCUCAUGCAAAACGUGCAUCACAACUAUCAGAACCUUCCAGACCCAGACAUAUUUGCAAUGCAUACCGACGCACGGAGUUUCCGCGCCGGGGCGGGGAGAUGCAGCUGGAGGCGGCUGGCAUCCUGUCCGAGAACCCGCGAAACCAGUCGAUCCACGAAACCCGACGCGGCCGAACGCGGACGGAAAUGAAAAUGGAGCUGAAGGCCGACAUGGUGCCGGACGUCAAGUCCUACGAUUUCGACCAGGAUGGCGUCGUCGGUCCCCGCGACUUACGCACUGCAAAAGCAUCGCACUCGUAUUCGUAUGAAUGCAUGACAAACCUUGUUACAUAGGGAUUUCAGCAAGAGAAAUUUCAUUUUUCAUGCUGCGCAUCAAAUUGAAAUUUGUAAUGCAAUUUGUAGUACGCAGUAGUACAACGAUGGCGAUACUUUUGCAAUGCAUACGGCUACUUCAUCGGUCGGUAUUAUGGAAGCGUCAGGAUUGAAAUCGUCAAAGUUGAAAUAGUUUGUGAUGCAUAAAAUGGAUGCCCCCCCAGUUUCCAAGUGGCGCAUGACAAAUUUGGGUAGCACCUAAAUCCAGUCUGUCAUGCUGUUUGGGUAAGGGCGGCGCCUUUUGUCAUGCUACUUUAGCAGCUCUAUUUCUACACCUCAACAGGCUCACAAUCUGCCUCCCUUGCGUCCUCUGCAACAGAGACAGUUUUUGCGUUGCAUUUUAUGCAUGACAAAUCAUUUCAACUUUGUCGAUUUCAAUCCUGACGCUUCCAUAGGUAUUUUGACGUGGGGAAGAAGGGGUACCUGACCCAAGAGGAGCGGAAAAAGGCGGACUUCGAGGUGAACGAGAACAAUUUCCUUAUCAACUGCAAAAAUGUCUGGGUCUGGAAGAUUAUUACAUUUGUCAUGCAUGUCUGACAUGACUCGAGAAUCUGUGAUGCAGGGGCGCGAAAAGCCUCUCCUAUCUGUCAUGCAAAAACGCAGCUUCUCAUGCCAUGCGGAAAACGCAACGCAUAGAUAGCAGCUGCAGCUCGAAAAUUUUUCAUGCUGGGCAGCUGCGUAUUGCAGUCCGGCUAUCAUCAACUUUUUGCAUCACAAAAUUCCAGACCCACACAUUUUUACAGUUGAUAUUCCUGGACAAGUUCAAAUUCGGGUUUGACGCGACGGGGGCCGCGAACCCCACCAUGAUAACCACGCAGAAAGCGGGGAAGAUCAUCACCUAUAACAACAUGGAUCAGCUAGCCGACAGCUACCCGCCAAGGUACGAUGUGAACUCGAAACAUUACAAGAAGCCGAAACACCGCUCGAAGUCGGAAAUGCGCAUGGACCGGGUAGCGGACGCACGCAACGGGAACAACGAACUGUACAACAAAUAUUUGGAGAAAAACCCGCCACGGGUAUGGAUGUGUCAGGAUUGAAACCGACAAAGUUGAAAUGAUUUGUCAUGCAUAAAAUGCAUACAGUUGGAAGCCCAAUUUUCAAGCGGCGCAUGACAAAUUUUCGGAGCGCCGGAAUCCAAUUUGUCAUGCUGUUUGGGCGCCGAAGACUGCUUUUGUCAUGCUCCUUCAGCAGCUCUAUCCCAAACCCUGAAUAGGCUCACAAUCUGCCUUACUUGCAAUCCCGGCAAGCCAGGCGCUUCAUGCCUUGCAUUUUAUGCAUGGCAAAUCAUUUCAACUUUGACGAUUUCAAUCCUGACAGAUCCAUAAUGGGUCGUGGAAAAGUACACAUCCACCACCUGUCUGGACGACGAUGAAUCGCGGAAGUCGCAGUAUGAAUUGCAAAAGUAUCGUACUCGUAUAAAUGCAUUACAAAUUUCCUAAGCAUGAGAAAUAAAAUUUGUAAUGCGGAUUUACAUUAGGAGAAAGAUUUGUAAAUGCAUGACUGCAAUUGCUACGAGUACGAUACUUUUGUACAGGAUACGCAGUCUCUUCCACCUAUCCAGCACAUUCGGGAGCGCGCGCAAGCGGACCAUGAGUUGGCAAGGGUUCGGGCAGGAUUGUAUCAAACUUAAAAAAUGUUAACGCUCACGGUCGUCUUCGCAGCAGCUAAGGCUUACAGUCACGCAUGACACAGUUUGUUUUGCUACCAUGCAUGCUAUGCAAUACAGCUGUAGUGUGCUUCUGCAUGCGUUAUUCUCGUUGCAUGCCAAAUUUCGUUUAGCGUUAACAGUUCUCCUCGUGCGAUAGAUUGCUGCCGGUCCCAACAAUGGUCAACGAAGAAAGGGAAAACAAAAUCCCCGGUCUCGGGUAAGUCUAAGUCUCGGCAUGUUGAUAAGUAAUCGGUCUCAACAUGAUAAGUCGUGCUCGUAAGGAUCCCGGUAUGAAGUUAAUCUUUUACAGAUUCAACAGAUGGGAUGGCGAUGGGUUUCGCUUUUAAGUGAUGCUCUUCCUUCACCUUUUUUAGAAGUAAGGACAACCCGACAUCAUUCUAUCGAAUGCAUCAGGUACCAGCCCCAUCCGCAGAUCGCAGCGUUUUCGGAAAUAAAAGCGGCGCGGAAGCGUUGUCUGAAGGAAGACCUGGUCGAGCAGCGCAAGUACGGCGAAGAGAACUGCAUCACCCCGCGCACGAGGAAAUCCAUCUACGAAAAAAACUGCCACGACUUUCGGAAAGGCCCGCCGGGGAAACCAACGAAGACGCGAUCCCUUAUGGCGUUCUCAAACGUGGUUAAUACAUCGACAGAUCGGUGGUACGUUGAAGAUGAUCUUCGGGGUGACGCACAAAUUAUACUUCAGCACCUUUCAUUUUUAAUAUUGCAAAUGCAAUAUCACAAGAUUAUGUAUUGAACAGGGAUCUUCAAUGUAACUACGUUUGAGAACCCCAUAACACUGAUGCACGAACAGCGGCGACGGGACAAAAUUGAGUACGACAGAACCUACUUCGGGGAGCAUGGUAUACUCAUUUCAUAGAACUUUUAAGUACUUCGUGGUUCUUCUUGUGACUUCGACUUCGUCCUUGUCGCCAACUGUCUUUAAAAAAUUUUCACGGGUAGUAGAACUUGCCCCCAAAUACCAAAUGCACAAUCCAUGUUUCAUGACCAACCACAACUAGUUUUGACGUAUCAUGCCACGAAACUCACAGAGCGCAUCUAUCACAGGAAAAAAGUGUUACGGUUACUCAUUUGUUUUAAUUUCAGCAUCACAAAUUUCCUCUGCAUGGAAAAGAAAACUUGUAGUGCGGCGCAGACUAUAAGGGAAAACACGAAUGAAAUGACGCUGGCAAGCGUUUCCUGCAUGACAGAGGUUGUCUGCCUUGCUUGUCUUGCGUGAGAGUGUGUAACUGUAACACUUUUUUCUCACGAUAGCAUCUUCCCCCGCUACAGUGACCAGGACGGCAAAUGGUGGGAGCUGAUGCGGUCUGACGUGCCGAAGCAGCCGAAGCCCACGGGGUUGAACUUGUAUCCUGUGCAAAAGUAUCGUACUCGUAGUGAUUGCAUCUAUGCAUUACAAAUCUCCUUCUCAAGGUAAAUCAGCAUUACAAAUUCAAUUUGUAAUGCUGGGUCAAUUUGUAAUGCAAUUUAUAGCUAUACUAGUACGAUGCUUUUACAGUUCAUAAUUUGCUGCCCGACUUGAAAAUCACGGAGUCGGUGAUUCCAGACGCGUUACAGGUGCCACCCGAAGCCGCUUUGCAAGACGAAUACCAGUACCCAGUGCAAAAGUAUCGUACUCGUAGUAAUUGCAGUUAUGCAUUACAAACCUUUUUCCUAAGGUCAAUCAGCACUACAAAUUCCAUUCCUCAUGCUGAAAUUUGUAAUGCAAUUCAUGCUAGUACGAUGCUUUUGCAAUUCAUAACCAGCCGGCGACACUGCUGAAUUCGUCGGACACGAAGCAGUAUGAACUGCAAAAGUAUCGUAUUCCUAUAAAUGCAUGACAAAUUUGAAUUUCCUCAGCAUGAGAAAUAAAAUUUGUCAUGCUGAUUUAGCUGAGGAACAAGAUUUGUAAUGCAUGUUUGCAAUUAGUACGACACGAGUACGAUACUUUUGCAGUUCAUAAGCAGCCAGCAAUGAAGAUCAAGGCUGAAAUCUCGCUUCCGCCUUUAUGUUGACGGUGCACAACUCCUCCUCCCCCUCAUUUGUCAUGCAAAAACCCAAAACCAGUUGCUACCUUGUGGUACCGCGUUGUACAUGACAAAUUCUGGUGAAAAUCGGAACAGUACGACGCUCCUCGACGCAUGAACUUGUCAUGCACAAAGUCCACCUGUACUGGUGUUUGUAAUGCUGCUGAUGCCAUACUUACAAAUGAGGGGGAGUGGUAAGAGUUGUGCACUUUCAUAGCCCCUGUACAAGAAGCACUACCUGGGAGUGCCGGAAAAGAACCAGCGGCGGUUGUUUGUAUCAGAGUGCAUCAAUAAUCCCCCUUGUCCUCGUUUGUCAUGGAAACUCCCCAAUCCAGUUGCUCCUGCCUUGUGGCACUAAUGACAUGACAAACUGUUCCGGAAGCCCCAACAGUGCCGCAGUCGGAGCAUGAUGGAUUUGUCAUGCCGAGGCCCCACCUGUGCUGGUGUUUGUAUUGCUGUUCAUGCCAUUUAUACAAUUUAUCACAGGGGCAGUUGUGCACUCGGAUAGUGUGACGUGAUCACCGACAAGAAAAACGAGAUGAAGUUUAACACCAAGGAUUUGGACGAGAACCACUUGUAUCAAAUGCAAAUAUGUCUGGGUCUCUGUGGAAGAGUUGUAACUUGUGCUGCUGCUUUUGGAUUCUAAAAAAUAAAAAACCUGUAUUGCCUGAGCAGCAAGAGGAGUCCACUUUUUGCUACGCGGGGAGUGGAGUUCUCAUGCUGGAUAGGCAUCAAGAAGGACUCAGAAAAUCUGUGAUGCUAGGGCACACAUCAAGACGUCUUGGGUCAUGUGAAAUGUGCAUGACAAACAGUCACACCCUUCCAGACGCACACAUAUUUGCAUUUGAUAACUUGAACACGCAAUCCUCGAUGCAGUCGAUUCGGGAAAACUCUCGCGAGAAACGGAAAAAGGACCACCUGUGGAACAUGAAACACGGCACCAUUUCGGAGUUGAGUCCGAAAAACGCCAACAACUCGCUCCACUCCACCAUGUCUAACAGCAAUAGCGUGCUGGACAAAACGCAAAAUGACCAACUGAAAAACACCACGCUGAGCAUCUACCACAAGCAAGAAAAGCAUUCCACAUCCGGUGCAGGUGGUAAUAGUAGUGAUGGUGGCCACGGGAAUGGAAAGAACGCACGGGGGAAUAACAAGUCCCGGAGUUCGAAAAACAGCAACAAUUCGAGCGUGCUGAUAUGCAUUGCAAAAGUAGCGUUCUAGUAUAAAUUGCAUCACAAAUUUUAUUUCCAAAAGGAAAAAAGGAAUUUGUAAUGCUGAUUCACCUGAAAAGGGAGAUUUGUAAUGUAUGACUGCAACUUCUACUACCUGUACCUACGACUACGAGCGCGAUGCUUUUGCGUAGGAUAGCUGAACAACGUUCGCAACUCCGACUACUCCUCCGUCCGCAGUUCCGCGGGGAAAAACAGUCUCAUUCUGGAGACCAACGCCGGUAGUCUGCGCAGCCAGAGCUCGGGCAUGAACACGCGCAACCAGAGUCAGCGACCCAGCUACAUGAUGCACAACAGCACUUCUAUGGCCCCAACGUUGUUGGAAAACACCGGGGGGUCAGGCGCUUCGCACAACGAAAUGAUAUGAAUUGCAAAAAUGUCUGGGUCUGGAAGAAUGCAAGCUUGUCAUGCUUGUCUCACAUGACUCUUAAAUUUGUCAUGCACAUUACCCAAGACCCCCAUUUUGAUUUUUCUGUCAUGCAGAAACGCAGUCUGUCAUGCAGAAUAGGCAACACCAAGAAGCUCAGAAACUUGUCAUGCUGAGCCAGCACUUGUAGCCUCCUCAUGAUACGCCGCCCAGUAUUACAAGUUUCCAGACCCAGACAUUUUUACAGUUGAUAAAUGAACAACAAUAACAACUCUGCGAGUAGCUCCGUAUACAACACGAACGUACCUAUGCAAUGCAAAACUAUCGUCCUAGUAUAAAUUGCAUGACAGAUCUUUCCUAGAAGAAAAAUGAAAUUUGUCAUGCAGAUUCAGGUAAGGAAGGAGAUCUGUAAUGCUAGACUCGCAUUAUUUAUACGAGUACGAUACUUUUGCACAGGAUAGUACCGAAAAGAAACAAGCUGCUGACCGACAAAACCAUUGUGCAAACAGUCGCGAAUGCGCCGGUGCGGGGGACACUGCCGCAACCUUCCCCACCACCGCCCCCGCAGCCCACAAAUUUGGUGGAACACCAGCGGAGUCUUUCUGCGACGGCGGGGACAGCAGGAGGUGGAACUACACAUAACAACUAUCAGAUGAACUAUUCCAUCCCGAAUUCGAGCCGGGCGUCGAGUCGGAGUAUAUCCAUUGCAAAAGUAUCGCACUCGUAUUGCAGUCAUGCAUUACAAAUCUUUUUGUCGAGGUAAAUCCGCAUUACAAAUUUGAUUUCUCAUGCUGAGGAAACUUGUAAUGCAUUUAUGCGAUUACGAUACUUUUGCCAUGCAUAGAGUAAGAGGACCAGCAAUUUGGACAAUACGCAGAUCUCCUCUAUCGAUAACAACAGCAGGCUGAACACGGGGUACACUCAGGCGACCAGCACUGCCGGGAUGAACUACGACCCAAGCGGAAAUGGUAUCAAUUCCCGGGCGAUCGUGCAGCACUACAACCUGAUUACCAAGGUGACGCCCGCGAAAGUAAACACGGUGAUGCACAAGGAACCAGUGCACGCGCCCGCCAUGCUGGGAGCAGGCGGCUCGUAUUUUUCCCCUGGAAGCUUAGGAGGUCGCGGAGAUGUUGAGCCCCGUGGUCAUUUUCAGAGUGCCGCGAGUAACAUGAAGCAAACGAAAAAUAAGCCCAACGACCGGGCGAAGAGCACGCCGAAUAUGUUGGCAGGUGGGAACAAGGCGGGAAAUAACAACAGCAGCAGUAUGAAUAAACCGAGCUACUAUCCGAAUGCAAACUCCCCGGCAAAAAUUGCGGCGACUGCGGUGCUAUCAAAUGGAAAUAAGUCUGGGUCUGGAAGAAUGCAAGUUUGUCAUGCUUGUCUGGCAUGACUCAUAAAUCUGUAAUGCCUGAGCUGGAAAAUGGCCGCCUGCCUGUCAUGCAAAAACGCAGUUUGCCAUGCGGAAAACGAACCACAGUAGUAGUUGAAAAAUUUGUCAUGCGUGGCUGCGUAUUGCAGUCCCGUCCGCCCACCAGUCACAUUUUAGCAUCGCAAGUUUCCAGACCCAGACACUUUGUUUUGCAGUUCAUAGGUCCGGGCCGGCGGGUUCGUGCAUGACGUCUACCCGAUUCCCGAAAAUUUUAUGUUUGGUGACGAGAAUAAAUAUAGGUAGGUCUUCUUGUUUGAUGCUGCAGCCACUGCUGUACUUUUCUUGCCUGAGCUUGUGUUUUAAAGUGAAGAACGUAAGAGCGAGAUUCGAGAAGUAGAGGCGUCAAGUAGAAGAAAAAGAUCUGUCAUGCUGCCUCGGUACGUUUUUUACAAAGAAGUGUAGUUCAUGUUGUAAUAAAAAAUCAAUAAAAUGUGUCUUGUUGCAUGCAGCAGCAAGAAGUACUAGACCACGAGAAUUUUUACGCCUGCAUACCACACGGAAAACUAGUCAUGGAUGAUGGAAAGCACCACCCUUGGUAAAAAAAAUCUUCGGGCGAGAAUUAUCGAGGCGAUUUUUGUCAUGGAGAAGCUGCAACGUGACUGUAGUUUGCGUUGCACGUCGUUGAGAUUGGUCUGAAUGUACUUCAAGCAAAGGAAAUACGACGAUACAACAGACACUAAACGCUCAAAGAAUUAUUUGAAGUCCUCUUCUAGAUCGUGUUUGUCCAAAGCAUACACUAUGUUUGAAGCUGUACUAAUGUUUCUAGUAGUGCGAGUGCUACUGCUACUUCGCUUGUUACCACCUUGUUUUCAUUGCUUUUUGAAUUGUAGUUUUCACAGAAGAUUAUUCACAUGAACCUGUCCACGAAAGUUUGUUUGUUUGUUUGUUUGAGUAUCUACUAGCUUGUCUUUGCAUUUUUUUAUGUAAUUUGUUAUGCUAAAUUUGUCUUUGAGUUGUUUCACAAACUAACACUGUAGCUUGCCUUGUUUUGUUUCGCAGAUAUUUUUUGAUGCUCUGUAUCAUCACCUUGUUUUUAUUGACUUUGCAACCAGUUUGACUUUGAAUUUGAAAUAUUGACUUGCGCACACGACUCCUCGCUUUGAAGACGAGUUUACAACUGUAAAAUACGUGUUAUGACACCGACUUGAUUUUUGAUUCAAUUUGACAACUUAUAACUUCGGACUUUUCUUAAAUGAAAAUGACAGAAUCUCGAUCCAUUUUUACAACAACAAACUUCGCGAUAGUUGUCAGUUUUUGUUGUCGCAAGUGGUCGUUGAUUUGUUGGCAAAACUUUCGCGCUGUCGCGUUGUAUUAUUUAGCGCUGUCCUGUACAGAAGAUAUUGAAAAGAACAUGGAAGAUCAAACACGAUCACGACACUUGUUGCAUUAGCGCAGCCUGACGACAGCAGCUUUUGCAACUAGGAAUUGAAAGAUGAAAUUUCCGAAACAACUACGUUUGCUUUUGCUAUUCAGCAUCAACUGUACAUAAUAAUCGGCGAAAGCCACCACGACCUAGCA
Molecule: messenger RNA, 9667 nt
Organism: Amoebophrya sp. A120
Lineage: Eukaryota; Dinophyceae; Syndiniales; Amoebophryaceae
Source: the annotation of a GenBank genome assembly